AUUUCAGUCUCAACACACCAGUCAGCUAUCGAUGCUCCACGGAUACGGACGUGUUUCUCUUAUUUCGUGAUUCCGUGCUCCCCAACAUACAUUCUCACCUUUGCAUUUUUACUUCAUCAAAUUGUUCCCCACCCAGGGCACGAGCACUUGUUUGCCUCUUCGCAGAUUUUCAUAUUUGCACGAAAAUUCGGAUGUGAUAGUGUAAAACGCUAUGUGUUCGUAAAAUUCCUACACAGACUGCACAGGAGAAGACAAUCUCUGAUACCAACAGCAAUUUUUUUUACAUUUUGUGGUUGAUUCAAAAAUCAACAUUCACCACUGAAGCAAAGAUGAUUCUCAAGAGCAUCUCCAUUCUAGCUUGUAUAUCUCUAGUCACGCUGGUGCCAAGAUGCACAGCCACCCACAAAAUCCCCUCAGACCUGCGGAGUCGAGUGCGUCUGGCGCUGCAUAUGGAACAGAUCCACCAGACAGGAGCUGCGGCAUGCGAAGCCGAGCGACCACCACCCUGUCCUCCCAGCAAAUUCCGCUCCCCAACGGGAGAAUGCAAUAAUAUCAAUCAUAGAGACUGGGGAGCGCGGGGAGAUAUCCUGUUACGUCUCUUUGAAGCCAAUUAUGCCGAUGGACGCUCAACACCGAGAAAUUCUCAAAGUUCCCACGCCCUUCCUGCUCCUGAAGGCAUUGUGGCUGAACUUCAGACCACCACGGAUCCCAAUCGGGAACAUCCCCAUAUCACAGCAAUGCUACCAGCCUGGGGUCAGCUGUUAGCCUAUGAUCUCGUAGACACAGUGACGCCGUCGUUAUCCUGCUGCCAGGCUAUCAAUGGGAAUAGGACUCAGGAACAAGUAGCUCUGUGUUAUGUGCCCUCCUCCACAGAAUGUGUAGAUUACAAGAGAUCAGCCCCAUCAUACGAAAUUGGAACCUGUGAUUUCAAGCAACGUGAGCAAAUGAACUCUGUAUCGGGAUAUAUUGAUGGAUCUGGUCUCUAUGGAGCCACAGAGAGGGACUUCCUUAACCUGAGGACACUGAAGGGAGGUCUGGUGAACAUAUCAGCCUGUGCCCGAUGCAACGAACAAGGAGCCGUUGGGGCUCUGCAUACAAUUCUGCUCAAGGAACACAAUCGAAUUGCCAAGGUUUUGUCCAAGAUGAAUCCAGUGUGGACAGAUACAACACUCUUCCUGGAAGCUAGACGAGCCAUUACAGCCCAAAUUCAGCAUAUCACCUACAACGAAUUCUUGCCUGUAGUUCUGGGUCAACAGAUCACGGCCAAGGAUGAAUUGCGCCUUGAGACAUCGAAACACUUUACACAAUACUCAAGCAUAAACCGAGGAGGAGUUUUCAAUGAAGUGGCCGUAGCUGCUCUGCCAGCUUUCCUCACAAUGCUCCCAGCUGCAAUGAUGGAUGACUCAGCUUCAGCUGAGAUCUUGAUCAGGACACCAGCACUCAUGAAAACCUUCAUUCCACUGGAAAAGUCUGCAGAGAAAUCGUGGACGGAGAUUGCUUUAGCUCUGCAAAGAGGAAGGGAUCAUGGUAUCCCAGCUUAUUAUGAGGCUCUCAAUCUCUGCGAAGCUCGUGUAGCAUUCGACAGAGAAUCAAGCAUUACCUUUGAGGAUUUCCACUCAGCCGGAAUUCCAGAAUCUACUGCCAAUGCUCUUAAAAAAAUUUACUUAAAUGCUGAUGAUGUUGAUCUUCUGACUGGAGCUCUCUCGGAAACUCCUCAGCCAGGAUCAGUUUUUGGACCGACUCUCUCAUGCCUUCUAGCCACACAAUUUGCUAGCUUGAGGAAUAGUGAUAGGUUCUGGUAUGAGAAUGACUUACCUCCGUCAUCUCUAACGCUCGAUCAACUGCAGGCAGUUCGUCGAGUAUCAUUGUCAGGACUUUUGUGUGCUGCCCAAGGAGUUGGUAGAUCACAGCCCAAGGCGUUCAUUCGCGAGGAUCCAUAUUUAAAUGCUCGUUUGAGUUGCGAUCAAUUAUCUGGACUGGAUCUAUCAACAUGGAAAUUUGAAGAUAACAACUAUGUGGAAGACACCCUAGAGGAGACAACUAGAAUGCCUGAUGUUGAAGAAUUGGACACUGAACAAAUUAAGGAGGCUCUAAGGAAGGCUCAGGAAGAUUUAAUUGCACGAAAGAGAUUUGAAUACGAAGUUUGGCUUGAGCAGGGUGGUAUCGAUGCUCGCUCUCCCGAUGGUACUGCAGCAUCCUUCAGCAAGGCUAAUAGGAAUGCACUGCUCAUAGCAAAUUCAUCGCUUUUUUAUGAAUUAGCUUCGAAUGAAAUCCUGAAUACCCUGCAUAGGAAUGCACGUAAAAAGCGACAGACCUUUGAUAGUAAUAUUUUGGGAUCCUUCUCGAGAGGAGAUGACUUCACAGAUAGCCUUCAGAAUAUCGAUGUGAACUCUCUGCUAUCAGGAUCAAUUUCUCCGAUUAAUCUUGAGCCCCAGUGUGAAGAUUUAACUGCGCCAUGUGACGCUUCAUCACCUUUCAGGAGUAUGUCAGGAUACUGCAAUAAUUUGAGAUCAACCACAUUGGGACAAUCACUGACGGUGUUUGCUCGACUCCUGCCACCAGUUUAUGAGGAUGGUAUCUCUAGGCCACGCAGCACUUCAGUCACUGGAUCACCACUUCCAAAUCCUCGUACAAUCUCUUCCCUAAUUCAUCCUGAUAUCUCCAAUCUCCAUACUCGCUACUCCUUGAUGGUUAUGCAGUAUGCCCAGUUUUUGGAUCAUGAUCUCACAAUGACACCCAUCCACAAGGGCUUCCACGAAUCCAUUCCCAAUUGUAGAUCUUGCGAUUCUCCCAGAACUGUACAUCCAGAGUGCAAUCCCUUCCCAGUUCCACCCCGAGAUCACUACUAUCCAGAAGUCAAUGUAACGAGUGGUGCUCGUUUGUGCUUCCCCUUCAUGAGAUCACUCCCUGGCCAACAGACCCUAGGUCCUCGAGAGCAGGUGAAUCAAAAUACAGCCUUCCUGGAUGCAUCUCAGGUGUACGGUGAAAAUUGGUGUGUGGCCAAUAAAUUGAGAGGAUUCUCUGGACGUCUCAAUUCCACAAUACAUCCCAUCAAGGGUAAGGAACUCCUGCCACAGAGUCCAUCUCAUCCGGAGUGUAAGGCCCCCAGUGGCUAUUGCUUUAUCGCUGGUGAUGGUAGGGCUUCUGAACAGCCAGCUCUUACUGUGAUUCACACAAUCUUCAUGCGAGAACACAAUAGGAUUGUGGAGGGAUUGAGAGGGGUAAAUCCUCACUGGUCAGGAGAUCAGCUUUUUGAGCAUGCAAGACGUAUUCUCAUUGCUCAGAAUCAACAUAUCACCUACAAUGAAUUCCUGCCACGUAUCCUCAGUUGGAAUGCUGUGAACCUCUAUGGCCUCAAACUUCUGCCACAGGGCUACUACAAGGACUACAAUCCAACAUGCAAUCCUGCCAUUGUUACAGAAUUCGCAGCAGCUGCCUUCCGUAUUGGUCACUCACUUCUCAGACCACACAUUCCCAGGCUAAGUCCCAACCAUCAACCCAUUGAUCCUCCAAUCCUCCUCCGAGAUGGCUUCUUCAAGCCUGACAUUAUCCUACAACCCAGAAUGGUAGAUGAGAUCUCCCGAGGCCUUGUGUCGACGCCCAUGGAGACCCUGGAUCAAUUCAUUACUGGCGAAGUGACUAACCAUUUGUUUGAGGAUCGUCGUGUUCCCUUCUCUGGUGUCGAUUUAAUCGCUCUGAACGUUCAACGAGCUCGAGAUCAUGGCAUUCCCAGCUACAAUAACUAUCGAGCCCUGUGCAAUCUCAAGAGGGCCAACGACUGGGACGACCUGAGCAGGGAAAUUCCACCAGAGGUGAUUGCUCGCUUCAAGAGGCUCUAUGCAUCCGUAGACGAUAUUGAUCUAUUCCCUGGAGCCAUGUCAGAGAGACCUCUUCAGGGUGGUCUCGUUGGGCCCACUUUCGCCUGCAUUAUCGCCAUCCAGUUCAGGCAACUGAGAAAAUGUGAUAGGUUCUGGUACGAGAAUGAAGAUCCCGCUGUAAGAUUCACAGAAGCUCAAUUGUCUGAGAUCCGCAAGACUACUCUGGCUAAGAUUUUCUGUGAAAACUUGGACAUUCCUGGAGAUAUGCAGAGAGCUGCCUUUGAUCUUCCUAGCAACUUCCUGAAUCCCCGUGUUCCCUGCCACACGAUGCCUCAGAUUGAUCUGAGUGCUUGGCGCGAGAAUGUAGUCCAGGGAUGUCAAAUUGGAGGACGACAUGUUAAUGUGGGCGAUUCAGCCUUCCCAUCUCCCUGCACGAGCUGCAUCUGCACCAAUGAGGGUGCCCAGUGUGCUUCCCUGAGGAUAACAGACUGUGCUCAGUUGGCCAGAGAAUGGCCGAAAGAUGUAAUCCUGAGGGAUGAUGUGUGCAGUGCCCAGUGUGGUCUUGUUCUGCAGAACAACAAUCAGCCCACAAGCAAUAUUCCAGGACUCACAGCACCGCCACUUCAUAGAGCCGCCAGAUCGAGAUCGUUACCCGUUGUAACAUUCCAGGGCUUCCGAUUCCCAGAUCUGACGCCCUACAUUGGCUGAAGGUAGCCUGUCCAGCUCCUCUAGACACAAGCGCCAUAAUUUCUUUUGUUAAAUAUAAAUAUAUUGAUAAUUUUAGUGAUGCAUCAGUAAAAGAUAAUUUUGUAUGUAGAUUCUACCGAUUUUUUAAUUUUAAAAUAAACUUAUUCACCAUAA
Molecule: messenger RNA, 4679 nt
Organism: Phlebotomus papatasi
Lineage: Eukaryota; Metazoa; Arthropoda; Insecta; Diptera; Psychodidae
Exons: 9
Coding region: 330-4526 (1398 amino acids)
Biological process (GO): response to oxidative stress
Molecular function (GO): peroxidase activity; heme binding
Source: RefSeq, a predicted model, not a curated record